Limulus polyphemus (Atlantic horseshoe crab) is the source of this 2289-nucleotide messenger RNA. RefSeq names its product kinesin-like protein KIF6. The record is from RefSeq and is a predicted model, not a curated record. NCBI's taxonomy places the organism in Eukaryota, Metazoa, Arthropoda, Merostomata, Xiphosura, Limulidae. Bases 1 to 2289 code for a protein of 762 amino acids. Gene Ontology annotation, biological process: mitotic spindle organization; microtubule-based movement. The transcript is spliced from 19 exons. Gene Ontology annotation, molecular function: microtubule binding; microtubule motor activity; ATP binding.
AUGAUAAAGGAAACGAUUCAAGUAUUUGGGAGACUGAAAAUAACACCAAAAGAAAAUCGACAGAUUUAUAAAAUAUCCAGAGGUGAAGAUAAUGAAAUUUUGUCCUUUGAUGUUGGAAUGCUUAGAAAGUCUGAUGGCUAUGUUGCCAGCAAAACAGAUCAAUUAAACUUCAAAUUUCGUCAUGUAUUUGAUCAAGACGUAGAACAGGAAGUGAUAUUUCAAACUGUUGCCCAACCUGUUAUAGAUAGGGUUCUGGUUGGAUAUAACGGAACAAUAUUUGCAUAUGGACAAACAGGCAGCGGCAAAACUUAUACGAUGACCGGUGGAGCAGAACAUUAUGGUCAGCAAGGUAUUAUUCCCAGAUCAAUAUGCUACAUGUUUGAUUAUUUUCAACAGACCGACGUCAACAACUUCCGUGUUUAUGUAUCGUAUCUGGAGAUAUACAAUGAAGUGGGUUACAAUCUUAUACCAACAAACGAAGCUAAGAAACUAGAAGACUUGCCCAAAGUGACCAUUCAGGAGGACGACAAUGGAAGUAUGCAUUUGAAAAACCUAAGUGUCCACUUGGUCCAAAGUAAAGAAGAAGCUCUGAACAUACUGUUAAUCGGGGAUACCAAUAGGAUGAUUGCAGAGACGCCUUCAAAUCCCACAUCGACUCGAUCCCAUUGUAUUUUUACUAUCCACGUCACUUCCGGUCGAGGAAGAAACUCCACUGUUAGAAAAUCUAGACUUCAUCUUGUGGAUUUAGCAGGAUCAGAGAGAGUGUGUAAGACUGGAACGACGGGGCUUUUAUUAACAGAAGCUAAAUAUAUAAACCUCUCCUUGCAUUACCUGGAACAAGUGAUCGUAGCUUUAUCUGAGCAACACAGAUCUCACAUUCCGUACCGAAACUCAAUGAUGACGUGUGUUUUACGUGACAGUCUCGGUGGAAACUGUAUGACUAGUAUGAUCGCUACUCUAGCUGUCGAACCCCAGAACUUGGAAGAGUCGAUAUCAACUUGUCGAUUUGCUCAACGAGUUUCCCAAGUGAAAAAUUUAGCUAUCCUAAACGAAGAAAUCGAUCCGAAACUGGAAAUCACCCGACUCCGCCAGGAAAUAGUACAGCUAAAGAAUCAAGUGAUGUCACUAGGGGGAGAAGAUCUGACUGGUCACUUAUCGGACGUAGAUAUUGAAAGUUGCAAUCUUGCUGUUCAGGAAUACCUAAACAAUCCGGACCCCGAAGUCAAGUUGGAUGUUGGAACAGACCUAAGAAACAUCCAGGCCAGUUUUCACAUACUAAAAACCUUAGUAAGAAACCAACAAAUUGAAAGACCAAAAACUGAUGAGGGCCACUGUUGUACUUGUCAAACAUCAACCGACUCUGAAGACAAAGAACGGUUGUUGGAGGAACUAAGGGAUACUGUGAGACGAAGAGACGAUGAAAUUAAUGUUCUCGUUAGCCUUCUAAAAAAAGAAAAGUUUCGGUUGAGAAAGGCUAAUGAACCCCCUCAAGCAAGAGAAGGGAUCAUUUCUGAAGAACGGGCAGUUUCUUCUGUAUCUCCGUUUUUUAUAUCAACAACACCAGAUGGCAGCAUGAAAGAAGCGUUCGCCAUAUUCUGGAGGAAUUAUGGACAAAGUGAAAUGAUCAAAGAAAACCAACAAACAAUCCAACUUCGUUAUAAAGAAGCCAAGAGCUUAGGUCAACAGGUUUACGAGAAUAGCGAUGUCAUAAAACGGAUCAAAUAUUGUAUUCAAGCACUUCGAGAUGGAGAACCACUUCAAGGUACGUCUAUAGAAGAUGAGUAUACAAAUUUGGAGGGAACGGAAAGGAACAUUGUUCCCUUUGUUAAAAUAACUAUCAAUUUCAUCUAUGGUGUUCCUAUAUUCGUGGCAACGAAAAUUAGUACACUAUUUAAUAUUUUAUGUCUAUCUUUAGAUCACGACUCUUUAGCUUUAUUGAAUGAAGAAGCCUUGAGGUCGAGGCUAGAGGACGAGAAGAAAAAAUACAAAGAAAACUUCGCUCGACUGAAAGCUCUCAAAACCGAGACGGAACACUUGCAGAACAUUUUAGAAACAGCUCGCCUUCAGACAAAUAACGACUUUGAAAUCUGGUGGAAAGAUAAGAAAAACGAUGUAAAAUAUGCAAGAGAUACAGAUAUCGAAAUUCUUCACCCACUGGGUCAAUCCCCUUCAUCAUCAAUCUAUUCAAGUAUACCCUUAACAGGAGAUCCUUCUACUGACUUGGAUAUUCUUACUUUUGUCAGGGCAAGGCAGAACAUUCUGAAAAAAGGGAAGUCCGUCAUUGAAUAA